UGUAUACUCUUUGAUUGGUGCCAGCAGUCCCGAGGCGUUUACGCUGUCUGCCAAUGCCUGCUACAACAGUGAAACAUUAGCUUCACACAAACACUGACGAGAGGCGCAGCUGGCUGCAAGAGACCGUCAACUCUGCCACAAAUCCACACUUAUUUCCCCGUCAUUAUGCUGCCUCUGAAGUCGUGAAUGUAUAACCACCCUCGCCAAAACAAUGGCAGGUGUCCUGAAGCGGAAGUUUGCAGCGGUUGAGGAAAGCCCCAGCUACUCAGGCUCUUCCUCCUCUCCACCAUCCUCUUCACCCACAUCUUCAGAGUGCGAGUCCGACGGGGAGAGCAGCUCCUCCGAGACGCAGGAUUUUACGCCCCACAGCCCCUCUGCGCCCACCAGCUUACCCGUCGGGUCCAUUGUGAAGAAGCCGAGGCUGGUCAAGAGGCAGUGUCGUGUGCGCUUCGACCAAGUUGCUGUUUUCAGUUUCCCUCGCUGUCAGGGCUUCACCAGCGUGCCCAGUCACGGCGGUGCCACCUUGGGCAUGAUGCGGCAGCACAGCAGCCUCCACAAGUACACGGUAGCAGAGCAUGCAUCGGAGCAACGGCGCCGGCGUCGGCAAAGGCACCUGCUCAGAUUAGGAGAGGAGAGAUUUGAUGCAUCCAAACAAAAUCAGAUCGCCAAUGAGGCUGUUGGCCAGGACGAAGCGGGUCCACUCACAAGAGACCCCCAAGUGUCCGCUGAUGACGGUGACGUCCACAUCGGUGAGGCGGAGCUGGACGAUAGAGGCUCCGUGCAGCCAUAUUCAUCCAGGCAGCGGCAGGGCCUCCCCCCGGCACAUGGGGGUAGAGACCCGGCCUGCAGCUUGGCGGGCAUCAAGUGUCAGGUGGACCGCUUCAGCUUUCCAUGUGGCUGCACUAAGGACGGCUGCGGAAACACCGAGGGAUACGUGGAGUUUGACUCCAAACGUGUGCAGACACAUUACAUCCACACCGUCAUGCGACUCGAUUUAGAGCGGCGACUGCGAGCUGAAACGACAAGCCUCGCAGACCAGUCGAUACUUUCAGAAGAGCUUGUGGAGUCUCCAGAUCUGAGUGAGACUCAUCCUGUGAACAAUGAACCAUUCAAGACGUACCCUUUUGGUUUUUCCUUGGAAGAAGAUGAUCUUGCGCUGAGCAUUGCCACCGGCCCGACGUUUAAUUUCCUGCCGGCGCGAACAGUGGUGGAAGAGAGCAGCUGCAGUAGUGACAUGACUGAGUCCUCCAGCUCUUCCGCUGAUUGCAAUGGUGGGCAACUUCCUGCCAAUCAUGGAGGUGCGCCUUGCAGCCUCAGCAUCUGUGAUUCUGAAAAUAAUAACUACUCGAUGUGUCACCAACUGAGACUUAUGGCAGCACCGCUGACCCUGAGCAGCAGUUGUGAGUCAAACGGGACAACUGACAGAAUGGGAGCACUUUCGGCCAACUCCUUCGCAGACAAUCAAAGCUCAGUCGCAGCGACAGAUUAUCUCGAUGAAAAUGCAAACCAAGCAAGAGACCCCAUUGACAAUGAGGAUUCCCUUGAAGACUAUCCAAACACUCCCUCCCCUACUGUGGACUUUUCCUCCAGCAGGUACAUGGACCUGAGUCUCUCUUCGGAGUCUGACCUGGAGUUCUUUGACAGCGACUAUCCUUCUGGGCCAUUUCGCAGCUCGUUCAAAGAGCACAGACACGCAGACAGCUUUCAUCACCCCCAGCUGAUGAGCUCAGUUUAUUUGCCACAGUGUGAAUCAAGCACCUACCUCCUGGAGUCUCUGAUUGGCCUGACUGAGCCGAGCGCAGAGCAGGUUUAUGAUCACCAACUUUGAAUUGAAAUGAUUGUGUCGGAGAGCAAUUGAUAGAGUUGUUAUGAUUUCAGUGCUUUUUCUGAUGUUAAAAUUUCCAUUUUCUUUUUAUCUAUUACUGUAAUCUUUCAGUGAAGUCCAUAGACUUGUAUUUCUAAUGCAAUUUUUUUUCAAAGUUUGACUUAUUUACUUUCCAUUUACAGGUAUACUAUGGCCAGAAAAUGAAUGAUUCCUAAUAUGGAAAUUAGGCCAUAUGUGUAUGAACCACUUGGAGCAUGAGCAUCUGUCUUAAAAUAUAAACAAAUUAUUAUAAAUAUUUUGGUAACUGGCCAGAUCACCACUUUAUAUAUGAAGCUAUGGAAAAACUGUUUACCUUUGUGUCGGUUAGGUUAGUCAAUGUCAUGCCUGGUAAUAAAAUUGCUUUUUACAUGCCUUCCAAUAUAUUUAUGUACUGUAGUAAUAAAUGGAAGUGUUUAUUUAUUAAAUCACUGAUCUCAA
Molecule: messenger RNA, 2302 nt
Organism: Hippocampus comes (tiger tail seahorse)
Lineage: Eukaryota; Metazoa; Chordata; Actinopteri; Syngnathiformes; Syngnathidae
Product: cysteine/serine-rich nuclear protein 1-like
Biological process (GO): regulation of transcription by RNA polymerase II
Cellular component (GO): nucleus
Molecular function (GO): DNA-binding transcription factor activity, RNA polymerase II-specific; sequence-specific DNA binding
Source: RefSeq, a predicted model, not a curated record